AUGCAGCCUGUCGAAGCCGGCUUGCUCCUCUUCGCUGCCACGGCCGUGGCUAACGUGUUCUGCCUGCCAUCAUUCGGCCUGUGGAUUGGAGCUGGCGUUGUCUUCGUGCACAUCUUUGACGGCAAGGUCUUACAAGGAUCUAUUGCAGGCACUGUUGCAGUCUUCAGCGGUGUCUCAGUCGGCGGGCUUACAUCGUUUGCGAUCGGCCGAACCCUAUUCCGGUCGUGUCUGGUCAGCAGGCUUCGCCACUUGGAAUGGGUCGAGGUGCUGGAUGAAAUCGUCGAGCAGGAAGGCUGGAAGUUCGUGCUUGUGGCCCGAAUGAGCCCGUUUCUACCUCUGGAGGCACUCAACUACGCGUGUUCGCUGACCUCUCUGAGCACCGCUGGAUUUGCGUUGGGAUGUUUGGGAUCCCUGCCUACCACAGCCUUCUGGGUUUGGACAGCUGCCUCUGCAGAAUCCCUGCGGAUGUCUGAAGAGACCGAUGGCAGCGUCACGGUCCAGGUGUACACCCGGUUCGAUUGGGCUGUGAUCAUCAGCAUCACAACCAUCAUGCUGUGCGUCCUGAUGAUGUUGCUCUGGUCUUCGAAGAAGAGGUACCAAGAGAUGCUGGAUCGUCGCAUCCCUGCGGUGGCUCUUCGCAGAGUUGCGCGCUCUGAGGAUCAGCUGGAUCCACCGCAAUCUGCCGGCGACUUGCCAGGUGGCCAGCGCGAGACUUACGAGCAUGAGAUGCACCGGCUGCGAGAGAGAUCAAAUCCUCGACACUGGCGUGGUCUCCUGAGUCCAAGCAGCUCGCCGGAAAGCUGA
Symbiodinium natans is the source of this 804-nucleotide messenger RNA. Lineage: Eukaryota; Dinophyceae; Suessiales; Symbiodiniaceae. The record is from the annotation of a GenBank genome assembly.